GCAAAGAUAGACCUCUUAGUAGUUGGAGAUGUUGCUGUUCGCUACCUGGCUGAUGCUGUACCGAAAUUCUUUUCUGAUGCAGCAGAAGUCACCAUCACCAUUAGUGACAUAAAGAAGGCACUGGUCCUUCUGGAUGAGUGCACAUUCCACAUGGUGUUCCUGAAGGUAACUUCUUCACUGACUGCCGAGGAGCUGGACGCUGUCAAGUUAAUUAGAUUUGGCAAGAAGAAAAAUACACAUUUGCUGUUUGUUUUUAUAAUCCCUGAAAAUGUUAACGGUUGUUUUUCAGGUGGUGGAGCUGAUAUUACUCUAACUGAACCACUAACCAUGGAAAAAAUGAGUGUUGUGGUAAAAUACUGGAAAACAUAUUUCUCAAGUACUGUUAAGAAUGAAAAUGCUAUGAGGCCAGAAGAACCUGGAUUGCCCCUGCUGAGGUCCUGCAGUGAACACGUGGGAUAUUUUUCUACUGAUCUAUUUGCCUGCUCUGAAUCUCUAAGAAAUAACAUUGGAUUUGAAUUAAAAGCUCCAUUGUCAGAUUUUGAGGAAAGCAAAGAGAUUCCUCUUCGUCAUUCAAGCAAAGAAAAGUUAAGAAGAGAACGAAUGAAGUAUUGCUGCGAGCAGCUGCGUGCUCUCUUGCCAUACGUAAAGGGGAGAAAGAACGAUGUGGCUUCAGUCCUUGAGGCAACGGUUGAUUAUGUGAAGGAUAUCCGAGAGAAAAUCCCUCCAGCCGUCAUGGGCCAGAUUACAGAGGCACUUCAGAGCAAUAGGAGGUUUUGUAAGAAACGGCAAAUAUUCUCUCUCCCGAGCCCAGUCAUGGCACAAAGGGAAGACAGUGUGUUUACAAGCACUUACUCACCUGUGAGAGGAAUCCGACUCCUGGCUAAUAAGCGCUUGAACGUGUAUUCCGUUCCUGCCGCCGCGGGCUCCUUGGAUGAAGCCGUGAGAGGUCAGUCAAACUCCACAUCGGAGAACGCUAUUGGUGAAUUGUGUAAAGCUCAGAAUCCCAGCACAGCUGUCUCUCUCAACUCCUUCCAUGUUGUCAGCUACUAUUCCACAGUCGUCCCUCCCUAUGAUGCAACUGCCAUUGCAAAUCAGAACAUUUCAAUUCAUUUACCAUCAGCCGUGCCUGCAGUCUCAAAGUUUCUUCCUCAGCACUGAAAUUCUGUGCUGGGCCAGACAUGCACAACCCUCCGCAACUGUGUG
Messenger RNA from Galeopterus variegatus (Sunda flying lemur), 1203 nucleotides. RefSeq names its product spermatogenesis and oogenesis specific basic helix-loop-helix 2 (gene SOHLH2). Gene Ontology annotation, cellular component: nucleus. The annotation marks the transcript as partial. Lineage: Eukaryota; Metazoa; Chordata; Mammalia; Dermoptera; Cynocephalidae. Gene Ontology annotation, molecular function: DNA-binding transcription factor activity, RNA polymerase II-specific; protein dimerization activity; RNA polymerase II cis-regulatory region sequence-specific DNA binding. Gene Ontology annotation, biological process: spermatogenesis; regulation of DNA-templated transcription. The record is from RefSeq and is a predicted model, not a curated record. The transcript has 9 exons.